Messenger RNA from Hydractinia symbiolongicarpus, 4819 nucleotides. RefSeq lists its product as uncharacterized. Gene Ontology annotation, molecular function: Y-form DNA binding; double-stranded DNA binding; double-strand/single-strand DNA junction binding. The transcript has a single exon. Gene Ontology annotation, biological process: double-strand break repair via homologous recombination; DNA double-strand break processing involved in repair via single-strand annealing. Bases 3305 to 4678 code for a protein of 457 amino acids. Lineage: Eukaryota; Metazoa; Cnidaria; Hydrozoa; Anthoathecata; Hydractiniidae. Gene Ontology annotation, cellular component: site of double-strand break. The record is from RefSeq and is a predicted model, not a curated record.
UCAUUAGAAUAUGGUAGUGUAAUGUCAGAUUUCUCUUACAAAGUUGUGAAUAGCUAGCAAGGAACUUCACUUUUGAGAGGGAAUAUUCAAUGAAUAAUUUACUCAUCAAAAACGAUGCCAUAUUAGUUUUCAAAGCCAUGAAUCACAUUGCUCCUGAUUACAUGCGCUCAAAAUUCCUUUUGACAAAAAACUGUCAUAAUCAUCAAACAAGAGGAGCUUCAAAAAACAGGUUCACACUUCCCUUGGUCAACACGGAAUUUGGCAAAAAAGCCUUCCCAUUUAGAGCUGCAAAAGUGUGGAAUAAUCUUCCAGACCAAGUGACCUGUGAUGGAAGUCUGCUUUCGUUUAAGACUUCCAUCUCUAAUGUAUUUGGCAAAUUCUAAUGGAGAUCACUUUUGAAUUUUUUAAUUUUUGUUUUUUAUUCUUUUUCUUUUCAAUUUUCACAGAUUAUAAAUGUUACUAUGUUUGAUUGAGCUGAGGCAGUCUAAGGUUUAUCAUUUUUUGUUUCUUUUUUGUUCUAGUGGCCCCCAGUGGAAACAAUCCACUAACUAUAGGUUUUUGUGAUUUUCUGGGCUAGCCACUUUAAAUAUUUAUUAUUAUUAUUAUUAUUAUUAUUAUUCAGAAUACUAGUAUACCAUUUUUAAUACAGUAAGCAGUGUAGCUACAUAUGUUUGUCUUCUUAUCAUCUCGCUUCAACGCGAACAUGCCAAAUUGUAUUUAGCUACCCAGCAAACCCUAUAUUUGAUUGCAACUUUUGACAUACAGAGUCAGAAAAACUUUAUCAACAAAAAAAUAUUAUAUAGACCUUUUGAAUAUUUACUUAUUUUCCGCGAUAAGGUAAGUUUUUUCGUAUAAUUAUACCAACGCUACCUACAAAGUAUUUCGUUUCGUUAAGCGAAUGUCAUAUGAAGUGCUUUAUUUAAAAUAAAACGAAGUUCAAACAAACUUUUUUAAUACAUGAUACGAACUUAAACGAAGUUAUACAUAUAUACAUAUACCAUACAAAAAGAAAUUAUACAAACUUUGAACAAAGUAAAUUGCUCUGCGAUCUUGAAACAAACUUCAAAAGUACUGGUGUAAUUGCGCAUAAUUUUUUCAAUACGAAACCAGAAACAAAAGAAGUAAACUAUACAAGGUUGACUUCUUUGGGAAAACCAGCAAAAUUGCGUAUUCAUAGGUUCAAUAUACACAAUCCGCGGAGCUUUUUUUCGCUUUUACGAUGCAGUUUUCAUGAUUUUUAAACGCUCUGCAGAGAUAUUUUUCCUUUUCUACAAUGCGAUGGUGACGAUCCCUAAAGACCUUAGAUAAUAAGUCCAAUUAAAAUAAACGCAGUGUGUAUAACAAGACGAACUUUAUAAUUGUUAAAAAAAAUUCAAAAUAAGGACUAUAGAUAAUAGUCCAAAUAUAGCUAAUUAACGAACUUUGUAUAAGCAAAUUUUUAUAUGAACUUCUUUGAAAUGAUGCCACAUACAAACUUUAUUUUAAAUGAUACAAACUUUAUUUUAAAUGGUACGAACUCUAUACAACUUGUAAUUUAGAUGAUAUGAAAAAGUUUGUAUGAAAAAUAAAAUGAUACAAAAGAUUUAAUAACUUGAUACGAUGUUUUUGAUACGAAUUAUACGAAAUACUUCAGACAUUUUGAGACGAUCCCUAAGAUUCAGGAGCUUGCUGCAGAAUGGUCUUUUUUCAGUUCAUUUCGUUUUAUGGAGGCUUUUAACUAUUAUGGAGUGUAGAUGGAUAACUCUGAUUGGCAUUCAUUUAUAUAAAGUCAUAAUGAUACCUGUGUGAAGUGUGAAGAAGUAGACUAAAAAAGACCUCACUUCACCUAGAACCUGCAUAUUUUUGCCUGCCACGCAAUUGUUAAAGCCAAAAGUGCUUAUUGGGAAAAAUGUAAACAUUCAAAAGGGUCUAUGUUUUGUUAUCUUUCACAGCCUUUACUCAUUUGAAUAAGAGAAUAUAUUAAAAUUUGUAUAUUUGAAGAAUUUAGAAAACAAAAAUUAAAAAAAAAUCACCCAGUUACUACCAUAAAAUUAAGAGCUGAAUCUACUGGAACUCUGUGUUGAUGAUUGCAUGAGAACCUCUCGUCCAAAUUUAAAAAACUUGGAAUACCAGCUCUAAAUUUUUCACUGAUUUUAUUGUGUUCUAUUACAAAUUAGGGUCAGUGAUAUGUUUUGUUGAUAUGGAAAUGUUCCCUUGUAUAAAAAUAAUCUGUUUUUGAACCUCACCGGAACUGUUUACCUACAAUAAUGUGCUUUGUUAACCGUAUCAUCAGGGCUUGUAAUCGAAAAGUAUAGUGUUUGCAAGGGUCCUGAUGGUUGAUGGUUGGAUAGUUCAGACAAAAAUUUUUUACAAUUUUAUAGUUUGAUUCGCUACCCGGCCCUAACGCAAAUAACUCAAAUAUUUGUGACGAUUUCCUAAACUAAACGAAUUGUGAUACACACACAAUAAAUUGUAUUUGUCUUCAGGGUGUAAUCCAGAAAUGUAAAAUAACGGCCGUUAAAUCCCAAAUCGGAAUUUUAUAAAGUGUUGGUAUUUUGAAAUUUAAGUUCUUCACAACUUGCAUAAAAUUGGCCCUAAGUCCUAUAUUUUGCAUUAAAUAUAGUACGCUCUUUUAAUAAAUUGAGAAAUUUGGGAUAAAUUUAAAUUUGAAAUAGCUGUUUCACGGUCACUGAGAACACUGGAUUAUACCCUAACGUGUUACAUCUGCAUCAACAUCUUGCUCCAUAGAGCUGAUUGGACUGUUCUCUUUGCAUGCUUUAUGCUUUUUUAAAGGGGCUCAACUCGAAUCCCCCACAAAAAUCAUAAGAACAACGUUAACAGAAAAUGAGGCUAAAAAUAAAUACAGCCAACAGCUUGCAAUAAAAACAAAGAAAAUGCAGCAGUUCUAGAUUUUUUUAGAAAAAAUUAUUACUUAUCUGACUGACUCAAUUUUAAUUGGAAAUAGCCCAAACUAAACAUAUCUUGAAAGUGCCACACUUUCAGCUUUACAUAGAGGCUUGCGAAAAGAACUCUGUAGGCCUCGUCACACAGUUGCUAUGUUUAAUACGAAUAAUAUGGUGUGUUGCUAUACAGCUGCUACUUUAACAUGGAUUAGAAAAUCCCAAUGUACCAACAACCUUUCAAGAAAACAACCCUGAUGCUUUUACACAAAAUAUAUUAAUGAUUUUGUAUAACAAAAACAAGAGAAAUAAAUGUCUUUUGUUGGUGGCUUAUUCAAGAACCAUGUGUAAAGUUUGGAUUUUUUAACUAAGAAAACUAUCUGUUUUCUUUUAGAAAUUAACAGUUGCUUUACACAUGGUUCAGCAUGGCCAACAUGGUUAACGACAAUCUUUGCAAUAAAAGCUUAAAGACUUGUUUUAAUCAUAUUCAGUCAAUUUUCAAUGAUCAAAAUAGCACAUUUUUAAACCAACUGAAAGAUCUACAACACGAGGUUUUAGGUCUGAGAAAGGAAAAUAAGGAUUUAAGAGAAAGAAAUAAUGAUGAAAAAUCUGAAGUUUUUAACCAGGAGAUGAUAAUUAAACUUAAGCAGAAAGUUGAUCAAUUAGAAGAAAAGUUAGAACAAAGUUAUUGUGAAUUAAAUAAGUGGCAUCAGAAAUGUGAAUCAGUGAAACAAAAAUGUCAGAAAAAAGUCAAGGAGUGGAUUAGCUACUUCGAUUACAUUCAAGCUAAUUGUGUGUGUGAUUUUGGAAAGAAAUUACAGAGCGACUCAUUUCCAGGAAAUUGUAAAGAGAGGUUAACAAAGUUGUCGGAAUCUGAUCAUACGAUUUCGGAUAUACGAAACACGUAUCCAGGUGUCAAUAGAAAACAUACUAACCUAAGCAAGAUUUUUAUGUCGCCAAUCAAAACAACUAAGGAGAACAGCAUAAUUGCUUUAGCUCCAAUGACUGAGCAAUAUGACGAUUCUGUGGGGCACUACGCUAGCACACCUGUUGUAGUAGGUGAAACAGAACAUCCUGAAGCAGAUUAUAUUGAAAUUGGGAGUGAUGAUGAAACUGCAUGGUUGAGUAGUCCUUCUCUCAUAAGUAAUAAUUUCCCAUUGCGUGAUAACAAAAACAAUUAUCCUCAUAGCAGUUCAGUAAAUACGAAUAAAGAUGUGAUAUUUGAUUUUAAAAAACCAACAACGCUCCCACUAAAGCAGUUGGAAACACCCAAAGGACCAAAUGUGAAGAAACACGUGUUAGAAACUAGUGCUGAUCUCUUCAGUGAUACAUCACCUGUUCAAAACUGUUCAAACCAAUCAAGAAAUGUGGACCUAAAGUCUAAGGUUUUUACUGCUGGUACAACUGUUGAGACUGUGAAAAUUAGUGAAAAACAAGAGGUAGAUAGUUUUUUAAAUCAAUUAGUUGAUAAACAACCAUACAAGUUCAGUGAAGUUGUGCGGAAAAAAAAUGAUCGUGAAAAACUUAAUGGUUAUGAUUGCAGAGAAUGUCGGCAGUACUAUGCAGAUGAUAACUUGACAGAAGAACAACUAAAACUGGUCCUGAAAAAUUGUUCUAGGCAUAGACAUCAGUCCACACCUCCACCUGAUACUCCCGAAGACUUUUGGGAAGUUGGUUUUCCAAAUACGCAAGAGUGUAUUGACAAAGGUUUAAUGUUUGACGAAAAUCAGACACUGCCUGAUUAUGCUAAGCCAGUAAUGCGAAAAGGAAAAAGCAGAAAGCGAAUAAAGUAUCAGUAACACUCAACGUUUUAUUAUUUAAUUAACAAGGUUUAGUUGUUCUGUCUUAAGUUGCUAAAAAUUCUGUUGUAAAUGAAAAUAGUUUGUUUCACAAUUUUUUUUAUAUAUAUAUAAAAUAAAUAAAUAAUUUUCAGAUUUUAA